CCAGAGGAGGCAAAUUCCCCGUCGUAGACACGUGUGUUACGGGGUGAAUUAUCUUGAGAUUUUAUGUUUUGAAACGCUUAAAUACGAUGCGUAUAUAUUUUUGUGGCAGUAUUCGUGGAGGACGACAGGAUGUGGUUAUUUAUCAGAGAAUUGUGCAGAAAUUACAAACCUACGGUAAAGUUCUAACGGAGCAUGUUAGCAGUGGUGAUAUUUCAGAAAAAGGUGAAGAUGCAGCACUGGAUGGAGACAAAGCAAUCCACGACCGAGACAUUGAAUGGCUCAUGUCAGCUGAUGUGAUUGUGGCGGAGGUGACGCAGCCCUCACUCGGAGUUGGGUACGAGCUGGGACGUGCGCUGGCCAUGGACAAAAAGAUUCUCUGCCUCUUCCGCCCUUCCUCUGGGCGAGUCCUGUCUGCUAUGAUCCGGGGGGCUGAGACCAGAUCCCAGAAUUCUCUUUUCCAAGUGCAGGACUACUCUGAGGAUGAGGUAGAAAGAGUCCUGGAGGACUUCUUCAGUGCCCUCUCCCCCAAGAUCUGACUCGGAGUGAAGUGGUAAUUACAGGAUCUCCCUGUGAAAACAUGGUAGCUCUACAAAUGUACUCUACUACCUUACUACUGACUUUACUAACUGGCUGUUUUUGACAAAUUAUCGGAGUCAGACCAUAUUACCUCCCAGGCUCGAUGCUUUAGUAUUUGAAUAUAUUGUUCUCCUUACAAAGUAUAUUUGCAGAUUGCAGAUAUAUUUGCAAUUUAGUGCAGCAUAAUAAAGCCAGAAUAGGAAGCAUCAGUGCCAAUUUCUUGAAGAGAACUAUGAUAGCAACAUGUUGAAAGCUGUUUGGUUGUAAUCCAAAUGUGACACUUACUUGUAGGAACUCGAAGGAAGUCAUAGCACAAAAGGUUCAAUGUUAUUUCAUAAUUAAUACCUUUGC
Molecule: messenger RNA, 927 nt
Organism: Megalops cyprinoides (Indo-Pacific tarpon)
Lineage: Eukaryota; Metazoa; Chordata; Actinopteri; Elopiformes; Megalopidae
Gene: dnph1
Product: 2'-deoxynucleoside 5'-phosphate N-hydrolase 1
Exons: 4
Coding region: 87-536 (149 amino acids)
Biological process (GO): deoxyribonucleoside monophosphate catabolic process
Cellular component (GO): nucleus
Molecular function (GO): 5-hydroxymethyl-dUMP N-hydrolase activity
Source: RefSeq, a predicted model, not a curated record